This is a messenger RNA of Sordaria macrospora k-hell, 459 nucleotides long. RefSeq lists its product as uncharacterized. Gene Ontology annotation, cellular component: ribosome; cytosolic large ribosomal subunit. Lineage: Eukaryota; Fungi; Ascomycota; Sordariomycetes; Sordariales; Sordariaceae. The record is from RefSeq and is a predicted model, not a curated record. Gene Ontology annotation, molecular function: structural constituent of ribosome. Gene Ontology annotation, biological process: translation.
AUGUCUCUUAGCAACGUCUCUGCCGACCUCAUCUGGGAGAUCACCCGCUCCCAGAACUCUUACCUCGUUAAGAGAACCUCUGGUGGCGGUGUCCAGUUCUCCCGGGAUCCCCUCAACCUCACUAACAAGCAUGCUCGCAAGUAUGCUGGUUUCGUCAACGACAAGGCCGUCGGUGUUGUCGCUGGUGAGAAGGGUGGCGUCGUCGUGACCACCAAGAAGGCUGGCUCCAUCACCAAGCCCUCUGCUCGUUACACCGUCGCUUUCGGUGCUAACAAGACUGCCCGCAAGACCUACAAGGCCAUCGCCCGCCAGGUCGGCAAGACCGGCUACCGCGCCGAUCUCAUCCAGGCUGCCGUUGCCCGCGCCUCCGCCAUCCGCCGCUCUCAGCGCGCCGUCAAGCCCGAGCCCGCCCAGAAGCUCCGUGGCAACGCCGCCAAGAAGGCUGCUGCCUCUGCUUAA